Messenger RNA from Macrosiphum euphorbiae (potato aphid), 780 nucleotides. The record is from the annotation of a GenBank genome assembly. NCBI's taxonomy places the organism in Eukaryota, Metazoa, Arthropoda, Insecta, Hemiptera, Aphididae.
AUGCCUCUGAACGCAAUUGAAAAACCUGGGUUACUUAAACUUUUAAAAGUAACAGUGCCUCAUUACAAACCACCAAAACGGAAACAUUUAACCAAAUUGAUGGAUCAAAAAUUUGAAGCCAUGGUCGUAAUAGUUAAAAUACAGUUAAAUAAAAUAAAAUGUAUGUCAUUAACUACAGACAUUUGGACAGAUUCACAUACCACAACAUCAUAUUUAGGAAUAACUGCACAUUACAUAGAUCAAUCCAGACUUCAUUCAAUUACUCUUGGGCUGGCAGCAUUAGACAAAUCACACACAGCAUCUUAUAUCUCUGAGAAGUUUGAAGACACAUUGAACUUCUGGGAAAUAUCAAAGGAUACUAUCAUUGCAGUUAUUACAGACCAUGCCAAUAAUAUGAUAAGAGCUGUGAAAGAUAGCUUUGGGCAUGAUAAAGCCUUACAAUGUUAUGCCCAUUGCUUAAAUUUAUUGGUCGAACAAGCGCUCGAAGAUUCACCAAAUAUAUCUGUCAUAAUAAAUAAAAUAAAAAAAAUUGUAACCUACAGCAAACAAAGUGUUAAGGAUUCCUGUCCCACAAGAUGGAAUUCAAUUUUUUUCAUGUUGGAAAGAUUUCUUGUGCUAUCAGAAACAAUAUCAAGAGCAUUAUUACGACUAGAAAAGAGACCAGAAUUAUCAGUCAUAUCUGAAGCUAUAACUUUACUUCGUCCAUUCGAACUAGCAACAAAAGAAUUUUCAUAUGAAAGUCAUGUAACCGCAAGCAAAAUUGUUGAAAUAUACAAUUAA